Molecule: messenger RNA, 1302 nt
Organism: Schistosoma bovis
Lineage: Eukaryota; Metazoa; Platyhelminthes; Trematoda; Strigeidida; Schistosomatidae
Source: the annotation of a GenBank genome assembly
AUGCCAAAGCAGAUUGUAUUUCUACAUCCAGACCUUGGCAUAGGUGGUGCCGAAAGACUUAUAGUGGAUUCGGCAGUAGCCUUGGAGUCAUGUGGUUAUGAUGUCAGCAUUAUUACAAAUCACCACGACCCUAAACAUUGUUUCGAAGAAACAUUACAGUCAAAUCUGAGUGUUACAGUUGUAGCUGAUUGGUUUCCUCGGUCCAUCUUUGGUUACAUGACAGCUUUAUGUGCGUAUAUUCGCCUCAUCCUUGCAACACUAUAUUUAUUAUUUUAUGAAAAGAAACCAGAUGUAACAUUUGUUGACCAAAUAUCAGCCCCCAUAAUUCUACUACGGGCUUUUGGAUACAAGACGAUAUUUUAUUGUCAUUUUCCAGACUUGCUAUUAACGAAAAAUAAAAAUUUUUUGUUGAAAAAGCUGUACCGAAUACCUAUUGAUUAUAUUGAGCAGAUAUCAACUGGAAUGGCUGAUAUUGUUCUUGUUAACAGUAAAUUCACAUCUAAUAUCUUUAGAGAAACAUUUACUUCACUUAAUCACGUACAACUGCGUAUUUUAUAUCCAAUUGCAAAUGAAAAAAGUUUAUGCUUACCAACAUCAGCACAAUUUCAAACUGAUCAUCAGUCGAAAUAUGAAUAUCGUAAAUAUUUAUCAUCAGAAAUUAUACCUGAGAAAGCGAAAAUAAUAUUCGUAUCAAUUAAUCGAUAUGAAAGAAAAAAGAAUCUCUCAUUGGCUUUGUGCAGUCUUGAAUACUUGAUCACACAUUGGGAUAAGCUUAUUGAUUCAACCGUUGAAAUAAAACCGGAAAAUGUUCAUUUAAUCAUAGCUGGAGGUUAUGAUCGUCGUGUUAUUGAAAAUGUAGAGUAUUAUACCGAGUUGGUUAGCUUAUCACAAACGCUGAAAGUUUCAGAAAAUGUCACUUUCAUGCGUUCGUGCUCAUCCGAAAUCAAACCUCUGUUAAUUGCCUCCAGUGAUGCGGUAAUUUACACCCCAGAUAAGGAACAUUUUGGAAUUGUCCCUAUUGAAGCAAUGUCGUUGUCUCGAGCAGUUAUUGCAUUGGAUUCUGGUGGUCCUAAAGAAACUGUUUUGCAUGGUUCUACAGGAUUUCUAUGUACAGUGCACCCAAUAAAACAACUUCCACAAACUAUGGCUACCUAUUUUAGCAAAUUUGUAAAUGAUCCAGAGCUUGCAGAUCGUUUGGGGAAGGCAGGAUGUGAACGUGUUCGUGAGAAAUUUUCAUCUAUAACUUUUAAAAGAGAAUUGCAAACAGUCGUGACUGAUUUAAUAAAUGAAGACCAAGGAUAG